UUAAGACAGUUUAUUCCGGUAGAAGGACAAGGACCAAGGUCCGAAUAGAGACAGAUAGCCAGAGAACAACUACCUGAGACGGACAUUAAGAAGACAGUAGUUUGAUCUCAAGGUUUUGUAUUUAUUUAUAAUUUUUGCUGAACAUCUUCAUAGGAUAAUUAUGGCAUCACUGAUCUACCUGACUGUACUGACAACAGCCGUCAUCACACAGGUGACUGCUAGCUGCCCUGCAGUGUGUGACUGCCCUGCAGAGCCUCUGGUUUGCCCUCCCGGGGUAAGCGCUGUGCCAGAUGGAUGUGGGUGCUGCAAGGUGUGUGCCGCACAGCUCAACCAGGACUGCAGCCCCAUAAGGCCUUGUGACCAUCACAAAGGGCUGGAGUGUAAUUACGGCAAUGAUGUUGCCAUGGACUGGGGCAUCUGUCGAGCUAAAUCUGAGGGACGGUCAUGCGAGUACAACAGCAGGAUCUACCAGAACGGCGAGGGUUUCCGUGCCGGCUGUAAACACCAGUGUACCUGCAUCGAUGGCGCCGUUGGCUGCGCUCCUCUCUGCAACAACAAACUGCCACCGGCUUCACCAUCCUGCCCCUACCCACGGCUGGUCAGGAUUCCCGGGCAGUGCUGCUUCAGUGUGGACUGCCUCAAGGGCACCUGGCGCCUGCCACCUAAGCAUCAGGUGCCUCCACCACAACACCACCUGCCCAGACCUGAUCAGGCUCUGGCCAACGAGCUCACAGAUGUGAAGUCCAGCGGUUGGCAGAGUGAACAUGGCUACAAACACCUGCCUGUGUGGAACCAUCUGAAGGAAAAGAACUGUCCAGUGCAGACCACAGACUGGUCCCAGUGCUCUCGCAGCUGCGGGAUGGGCGUCUCGUCCCGAAUCACCAACAAGAACCCUGAGUGUAAGCUGGAGCGAGAGACGAGGAUCUGCACCGUACGGCCGUGCCAGGGCCUGAGCGUCCCAGCCAAGAAAGGGAAGAAGUGCUCCCCAACCCAGAAAGCCCCCGAGCCUGUCCGGCUGUCCUAUGGAGAAUGUGUGAGUGUCCGACUGUACCGACCCAACUACUGUGGUACAUGCACGAACGGAAGGUGCUGCUCGCCACGCCACACGCGCACUGUACCUGUGACCUUUGUCUGCCCGGACGGGGAGCGUUUCCAGAGGUCGGCCAUGUUCAUCCAGUCAUGUAAAUGCAGCGAUGACUGUAGCCACCUCAACGAAGUGGCCCUUCCUCCACAGCACUGGAUGUACGGAGACACACACAAGUUCAUAGACUAGUACUGAGGAGGAUUUUUGUUUUAUUUGAAUGUGAUCAGGUCGACCUUCUUGAUAAAGGAAGACACUUCAAUACGAGGGGUCAUUUUUCUCAUCUGGCUCCAAGUGAGUGAAGACCACAGGCUCCAACCUGACGACAGAGACUGCAGGCGGGAAGAGCCGCCCCGGUUUAAUUCACAAGCCUGAAGGCAACCUUUAAUGUAAUGUGUGUGACCAGAGUGGAUUGUACACUUACCCACUCCAGUUGAAACAGACGAGGGACCUAAACUAGAGCCCUGAAGCGCCCCUCGACUUCCUCCCCUCUGGACCGAUUGCUGGUUCAGGUGUUGGGGAUAUUUUAUUAAGACCCUCAGAUCAGCCUGAGAAGUGAAACACUACCAGAGCAACAGCGCACUUUGUUUAGCACUGAAACUUACUGAACUAUAACGUUUGACAGCAGGGGUAAAAGGAUCCCUUCACCUGCAUCGAUAACCUCAAAUACUGAGAUGGUAAUGUCUUCAUAUCCCAAGACGCGUUGCUCGUUACAAGCAGCAAAAGAAUAACUUCUGCAGUUUUUCCUGUAGAAAACUCUUGAGUAUAAUGCAAAAGGUGGACUAAGCAUAUUAUGAACAUUAAGACAGACUGCAUCAACUGUGCUGUUUUUGACAUGCUGGCAUAUUAAGCCAUCUAGAACUUUAUUUACAUACAGCAAGAAAUGACGCUGUUUCCUCGUGACACUGACUCAUCAAAGAUAAGAAACAUUAUCUGGAACUGAAACAAAUGUCAGCUGGGACUGGAACAAUGCCAACACUUUUCCUAGACAUUGGAUUUCUUGUUUGUGCAUUAAAUGCAGCUCAUGAAAAUUACUUUUUUUUAAUUAUUGCAUUUUGGAUCUCGACUCUGUUGAUGCAUUUUCUUUAUUUUGUUUGAAGGUUUUAUAAGGGUCAUUAAGACACCAGUGUAGCUGUCACAAGUUUUUGUUGGCCCAUCCAUCGGAUAAAAAUGGCUGCUGGA
Messenger RNA from Hippoglossus stenolepis (Pacific halibut), 2263 nucleotides. RefSeq names its product CCN family member 1. The transcript is spliced from 6 exons. NCBI's taxonomy places the organism in Eukaryota, Metazoa, Chordata, Actinopteri, Pleuronectiformes, Pleuronectidae. Gene Ontology annotation, cellular component: extracellular region. The coding region runs from base 161 to 1273 and encodes 370 amino acids. Gene Ontology annotation, biological process: signal transduction. The record is from RefSeq and is a predicted model, not a curated record. Gene Ontology annotation, molecular function: protein binding.